AUGGUGGUGGCUGUGGCGGUGGUGGCAAUGGUUGCCGCGGUGGUUGUGGUGGUGGUUGUGGAUGGUGGUGUUGGUGAUGGUGGGGGUGGUGGUGGUGAUAGUGGUCGUGGUUUGGUUGGUGGUGGCCGUGGUGGUGGUAGUAGUGGUGGUUGUGGCCUUGUUGUGGUCGUUGCUGUGGUGGUAGUGGUUGUGCUGAUUGUGGUGAUGGUGGUGGUUGUCUGGGCGGUUAUAGUGGUGGUCAUGGUAGAGGUGUCCAUCGUGGUGGUGGUGGUGGUGUUGGCUGGUGGUGGUGGUGGUUGUUGUGGUGGUGCUGGCCAUGACGGUGGUUGUGGUAGCCAUGGUGGUGGUGGUGGUGGCCAUGGAGGGUGUGGUGGUGUGGUUGGUAAUGGUGGUGGUGGUGGUAAUGACGGUGUUGGUGGUGGUGGCAGUGAUUGUGUUGGUCGUUGUGGUAGUGGUGGUGGUGACCGUGGGGGUGAUUGUGGUAGUUCUGGUGACGGUGGUGAUGGUGGUGCUUGUGGUAGUGGUGGUGGUGACCGUGGUGUUGAUUUUGGGAGUGGUAGUGGUGGUGGUCGUGGUUAUGGUUAUGGUGGUCAUGGUUGUGGUGCUGGCCUUGUUGGUGGAGGUGCUAUUGUUGGCCGUAGUGGGAGUAGGGGUAGUGGUGGUUGUUAUGGCUGUGGUGUUGGUGAUGGUGGGGGUGGUGGUUGUGGGGGUGGUGGUAGUGGCGGUGGUGGUGGUGGUAAGGGUGAUUGUGUUGGUGGUUAUGGUAGUGGUGGUGGUGACCGUGGUGUUGAUUUUGGGAGUGGUAGUGGUGGUGGUUGUGGUGCUGUUGUUGGCCGUAGUGGGGGUAGGGGUAGUGGUGGUUGUUAUGGCUGUGGUGUUGGUGAUGGUGGGGGUGGUGGUUGUGGGGGUGGUGGUGAUAGUGGUCGUGGUGUGGUAGGGGUGGGGAUGAUUGUUUCGGGUGGUGGCUGUGGUGGUUGUGGUGGUGGUGGUGAUGAUGGUGGUCAGGGUGGCGGUUGUAGUGGUGGUCAUGGUGGUGGUGGGGUGGGAAUGAUUGUUCAGGGUGGUGGCCGUGGUGGUUGUGGUGGUGGAGGUGAUGGUAGUGGUCAAGGUGGCAGUUGUGGUGGUGGUCAUGGUGGUGGUGGGGUGGGGAUGAUUAUUCAGGGUGGUGGCCGUGGUGGUUGUGGUGGUGGUGGUGAUGGUGGUGGUCAAGGUGGCGGUUGUGGUGGUGGUCAUGGUGGUGGUGGUUGGGUCCGUCGCAAUGGUUGUGGUGGUGGUGGUGGUUGCGGUGGUUGUGAUGGUUGUGGUGGUGUUGGUGAUAGUGGUCGUGGUGUGGUAGGGGUGGGGAUGAUUGUUCAAGGUGGUGGUCGUGGUGGUUGUGGGGAUUGUAAUAGUGGUGGUAGUGGUGCUCGUGAUUGUCGUGGUAGUGGUGGUAGUGGUCCUGAUGGUGGUAGUUGUGGCGGUGGCAGUGCUUGUGGUGGUGGUGGUUGUAGUGAUGGUAGCCGACAUGGGGUCGUGGAGGUGCUCGUGCUGGUGGCCGUUGGGUUGGUGGCUGUGGUGGUGGCAGUGGUGCUGUUGGUGCUGGUGGAUGUGCUGUGGUGGUGUUGUAAUGGUGGCGACCGUGGUGUUGAUUUUGGGAGUGGUAGUGGUGGUGGUCGUGGUUGUGGUUGUGGUGGUCAUGGUUGUGCUGGUGGCCUUGUUGGUGGAGGUGCCGUUGUUGGCUGUAGUGGGGGUAGGGGUGGUGGUGGUGGUGGUUAUGGCUGUGGUGUUGGUGAUGGUGCGGGUGGUGGUUGUGGGGGUGGUGGUGAUAGUGGUCGUGGUGUGGUAGGGGUGGGGAUGAUUGUUCCGGGUGGUGGCCGUGGUGGUUGUGGUGGUGGUGGUGAUGAUGGUGGUCAAGGUGGCGGUUGUGGUGGUGGUCAUGGGGUGGGGAUGAUAGUUCAGGGUGGUGGCCGUGGUGGUUGUGGUGGUGGUGGUGAUGGUGGUGGUCAAGGUGGCGGUUGUGGUGGUGGUCACGGUGGUGGUGGUGGGGUCCAUCGCGAUGGUGGUGGUGGUGCGGGUGGUGGCCGUGGUGGUUGUGGUGAUGGUGGUGGUCAAGGUGGCGGUUAUGGUGGUGGUCAUGGUGGUGGUGGUUGUGUCCAUCGCGAUGGUGGUGGUGGUGCGUUUUGGUAUGCUGGUGGUUAUGGUGGUGUUGAUGGUGGCGGUGGUGGUGGUUGUGGAGGUGCUGAUGGUGGUUGUGAUAUUUGUGCUUAUUAUGGUCGUGGUGGUUAUUAUGGUGGUGGUGGCGGAUAUUGUGAUGGUGGGGUUCAUGAUCGUAGAGGUGGUGGUGUUCGUGGGUGUGGUGGUGGUUGCUACCAUGGGGCUGGCCGUGGUGGUGUUGGUUGUGGAUGUGGUUGUGUUGGUUGUUGUCGUGGUUGUCACGGUUGUGGUGGUGGUAGUGGUGGUCGUGGUGGUGGCUGUGGUGGUUGA
Vigna unguiculata (cowpea) is the source of this 2463-nucleotide messenger RNA. The record is from RefSeq and is a predicted model, not a curated record. NCBI's taxonomy places the organism in Eukaryota, Viridiplantae, Streptophyta, Magnoliopsida, Fabales, Fabaceae.